AUGACAUCAAGUAAUACCAUUACUGACAUUUCCAAAGAACAAUACCCUCAUUUACCUCGUCAAAACCCACGCGGAGCUGUAUCGGGUAGAAACUCUGAAAUGAACUUUCCCACUCCAGAACACUCUCACAGGCAAAACAUCAAUCCGAGAGAUCCGUAUGUCACCAAGGUUGUAUCACAGAGACUCCGUGUAUUCUCUGACCCUGAUUGGCGUGGUCUUGACCUCGUCUCUGGAGGUUCAAGACCACGACUGACAAAUGUCCAGGAAUCACUUCCUUCCAUUCGAACAAUGUUCUCUGGAUUUGAAAGCCAGGAAGGACCCACUGAGCCCGAAUACAGGCACAAUGCCAAAUCAUUUUCCCCCAAUACAGCAGAAAGAACCUACAAUACAUCUCCUGGAUCGAUUGAGAGAAGGAGAUUAUCCAGUGAUUAUUACGAUGAGGAGACUCAGCGGCAACGGGAUCGAUAUCAACCAGUUGGAAGCGGUCGAAGCCCGAUGAUAGCGACAAGUGGCUAUGACAGUGCAGCCGCUACAACGAUUUCCUCUACUGCUCGUCGAGAAAGCCUUCAAUCACUUUCAGACUUCAGGGCCUAUUCUAGCCACGGAAGCUCCUAUAUUCCAAGACCCACCCGAGAACAAUCUAUCCCAGCAAUCCCAGAAUUCAGAGUCCCAGAUCAAGAUAAUCACACUUCUAAACCACCAUUUCAUUCUCCAAUCUCUGAGCCAUCAAGUGUCAUGUACCGCCCAAACCUUCCCAGCCUUACUACACCCGAUCGAUCCUAUAAUCGAUCCUAUUCCCAAACCCCAGCGGGACGUUCUCACAGCGACUAUCCUUCUAGAAGCGAGUAUGCAUUGGAAGCUACCCGUCCAUACCGCCAGCAUAAUCAUGCUACUUCUCACGAUAAAUCAUACACCUCUUCGCAAUCUGAUUAUGGCUACCAACAUCCCAGAAAUCAAUCCUUCUCUGGACCUCCCUGUCAACUCAAUCAAGGAAAAACGCCAUUCACCAACGGGUACCAUUCAGGAGACUACAGCCUGGCUGCCUACCAAACACAAGAUAUGGGAGACAUCAAACCCCGGAAGCGACGAGGGAACCUCCCAAAACCCAUUACAGAUGUUUUGACAGCCUGGUUCAUCAACCACCUGGAACACCCCUAUCCCAAUGAGGAAGAAAAGCAAUUACUGAUGAGACAGACGGGAUUACAAUUGAAUCAAAUAUCUAACUGGUUCAUCAAUGCACGUCGUCGCAAACUCCCUGCUCUUCAAAAUAGCGCUCGCGCAGAGAGCGCUGCUAGAUCGCAUCUUAGGCAUCAUAACCGAAUGCACUCAACUGAUGAUGGACAGAGUCCUAUGAGCCUCUGCGAUAGUGAAGUAGGGGAUAUGGCAUGGGAUCAACGGAUUUGGGAUGGGCAGCAACAGAUACCAAAAUCUGGGUUCUUCACUGAAACCAAUACUAAACAGGUACCGCCAUCGAGUCAGUCAGUCAUGGAUACAUUGGAAUCAGAAUUCAUUGAAGCUCCGCUUCGAGUCUAUAGCACUCAAAAGGCUAUUUGGUGUUCAAAGUUUUCAAAUUCCGAUUUAAAGAUUAGUAUAACAACCGAAAUCUUCAAAAAUUCGUAUUGUGACAAAUCUAGACAUCGAACGAGCUCUUACUCUACGUUGUGUUACUUAUAUGUUUACCUGUCUUUACCUGCCAGGCCAGUCGACGAACCGCAAUACUAUCAAUGGGAAAACCAAUAUGUCAAGGCAAGAAAUUCUCCGACUUUGGGCGUGAGAGUGAGUUUCAAUAUCAUGUCAAGUCUCUGCGAGUCUGCAGAACCCUCCCUGCAUGAGACUGGCACCGGGCAGCGCUCUGACAUGGUAGGCUUAGGGAAACUCGGUACUGAGAACCAGAAUAGUUGA
This is a messenger RNA of Sclerotinia borealis F-4128, 1902 nucleotides long. The record is from the annotation of a GenBank genome assembly. Lineage: Eukaryota; Fungi; Ascomycota; Leotiomycetes; Helotiales; Sclerotiniaceae.